AUGGAAAUAGCUACUCAGUCCCUUUCCUAUGCCAACCUUCCAAGGCUUCCAACCUUCUCUUCUUCUCUCUCUCCUCCCAUUUUUCACUCUAAAUCUUCUGUUGUUGCUUAUCAUUCUGUCACCUAUUUGGGUUUUGAUUGCUUACCCAGAAAGCUGAAACGCAGUGGAAGGCUACACAGGCAAUUUGGAGCUAUACGUGCUUCUGGUGGUGAAAGCACUUCAACAAAUGAUGCAGAAAGAUGGCUUCUUGAACCUGUGGGUGAUGGUGAUUCAAGGCACAUAGGUUUUAAAGUUCCAAUGCCAGAUGCAUUUGAAAUAACUUCUAGUGUGGUGACUGUUGGGCGUGUGCCUGAGAAAGCAGACUUGGUCAUUCCUGUAGCAACAGUAUCUGCUAUGCAUGCCCGCAUUCAGAAGAAGGAAGAAAUUCUUUUAGUCACAGAUUUGGACAGCACGAAUGGGACAUUCAUUGAUGACAGACGCCGUAGACCUGGUGUUGAUACCGCUGCAUCACCUGGAACUUGUAUUACAUUUGGCGAUACACAUCUAGCGAUGUUCCGGGUUUCAAAGCUUGAGAAUGCAAAGGUUUCUGCAGAAUCAGAGGGUCCUGAAUCUAAGGCGGAGAUUGGAGAUCCAAAUUCAGAAAGUAGAAGCUAA
Ilex paraguariensis (yerba mate) is the source of this 654-nucleotide messenger RNA. The record is from the annotation of a GenBank genome assembly. Lineage: Eukaryota; Viridiplantae; Streptophyta; Magnoliopsida; Aquifoliales; Aquifoliaceae.